AUGCUCCUCGCCGUCUUCCUUUUCAUCGCUGCCGCUCAAGCCGUGCGCAUCCACCCCCGCGGUGCAACCCAGUGGUGUCUCACGUCCUGGUCCCCCAACACCAACAUCACACUCGAACUGUGCGACCAGCCGGUCGGCGCGCAAGACUGGACUUAUGCGUCGGGCCGGUGGUCGGCGUCGUGGCUCAGUGGCGAGCAGGUGUGUAUGGCGCCUGACAACGACGUGAACACACCGCCUGCGCCUCACCCGCCCUCCAUUACCAACGGGGCCGUCAUCAUCGGUCGCGAGUGCGGGUCGCGCCCACGUGAGGCUUGGACGCGGUAUCGGCCCAACACGUACCAGUUCCACGGGAUCCGCAUGCUCACCGGCCACAUGUGCCUUGACCUGCCGCGAGGAGAGCUGCGGAGUGGCGCCACGAUUCAGGUGUGGAAGUGCUCCGACUUCUACAACCCGAACCAGAUAUGGGUCCAGGGAGACUAG
This is a messenger RNA of Cutaneotrichosporon oleaginosum, 480 nucleotides long. RefSeq lists its product as uncharacterized. NCBI's taxonomy places the organism in Eukaryota, Fungi, Basidiomycota, Tremellomycetes, Trichosporonales, Trichosporonaceae. The record is from RefSeq and is a predicted model, not a curated record.